Rotaria socialis is the source of this 2508-nucleotide messenger RNA. The record is from the annotation of a GenBank genome assembly. Lineage: Eukaryota; Metazoa; Rotifera; Eurotatoria; Philodinida; Philodinidae.
AUGCGAGCAACUGUUGGUACUCAAGAAUCAAGUAUGACUCAAUUGUCCGAUACUAUUAAUAAACGAUCGUCAUUUCAUGCUGCGGUUCUACGUACGCAAAAAUUAGUGCGUGUUAUUAAAACGAUGAAUAGUGUUGGUGAAAUAACAAGAGAAGAUCUGAUUGGUUCAAAUAAAAAGGAUAUGAGUCAACAGCAACAACUUUGGGAAAUCCCAGUGGAUAAAACAACAUCCAAUCAAACUAGUGAAACAUCAAGUGUAACAUCCGGAUUAGAUUCACGUGGAAAUACAACAGGAAUAACAGCUAGUUCACGUCGGCUUGGUCAAAGGUUUAUUAUUCUUCAUUAUUCACCAUUUAAAGCGGUAUGGGAUUGGGUUAUUAUUUUACUUGUUUUAUAUACUGGAAUCAUUACACCGUAUACAAUAUCGUUUCUAUCUGAUGAAGAUCAAAAACGAACACAUCUAAAUGAACUACCGGCAACGCGACAAUUCAAUGGCGAACGAACCAGCGUUCACGUAUUAGUUAUAACUGAUGUACUUGUUGAUAUGAUGUUUGUAUUUGAUAUUCUGAUAAGUUUUCGAACGACAUUUGUUUUAAAGGAAACAAAUGAAGUUAUCACAAGUCCAAUAUUAAUUGCUAAGCAUUUUGUUAUGGAUUCUUGGAAACGUUUUGCUGUCGAUAUACUUGGUGCUCUGCCCUGGGAUAUUCUUUUCUAUGGAAAUGGAAGUCAUUCGAGUAUGCGUCUAGCUAAUUGUUUUAAAUUAGCACGACUAUUACGACUUGUUGCAUUUGUUCAAAAUUUUCAAAAAACCGAAUAUCGAUCGGCUGUCUUAUUUUUUCUGAUGCUUCUUUUUGCUAUUGCUGCACAUUGGCUUGCUUGUAUAUUCCAUUUUAUUGCUAUUCUCGAACGACCCAACUUGCAUGUUAAAUAUUCAUGGCUCGAUCAUCUUGCUGACAAAUAUAAAAUGCCUUAUCUUAUAAAUGAUACAUUAAGUGGACCGGAUUUAAAAUCAAAAUAUUUAACUGCACUUUUCUUUGCUAUGACAUCACUGACGUCAGUUGGCUUUGGAAAUGUUGCAGCGAAUACAAAUGGUGAAAAACUUUUUUCUAUUCUAUCCAUGCUAGCUGGAUCAUUCUUAAGUGCAUCGAUUCUCGGAAGUGUAACAACGAUUAUUAUUAAAUUAUAUCAAGGGGCUGAAGAAUUAAAAGAAAUGAAACAAAGUAUUGAUGAUUUCAUCAAACAUCAUCGUAUUAGUAAAGUACUUGCGAAACGAAUGCAAGAGUCAUUUGAACACGAAUGGAAAAAUACCAAAGGUAUCGAUAUGAAUAGUAUACUGAAAACAUUUCCUGAAUGUAUUCAAGCUGAUAUAUGUCUUCAUCUUAAUCGAGAAUUGUUAAAUACGUGUCCAGUGUUUGAACAUGCAACUGAAGUUGCUCUUCGAACAUUAGCUAUUCUUUUCAAAUCAACUCAUGUUCCACCCGGCGAUACACUUAUUCACCAAGGUGACAUUCUCAAUUCAAUUUAUAUUAUUCGUGGCGGACAAAUGGAAGUAUUACAAAAUAAUGAAUUACAAGCGAUACUGGGUCGUAAUGAUAUCCUCGGUGAAAAUCCAUGCAAUACGGUAACACCGGGAAAAUCCCGAUGUGUUGCUAGAGGUUUAACUUAUUGUACAUUAAAUAAAAUUCAUCGAGAUGAUUUACUGCAUGCUUUACAACUGUAUCCUGAUUUUGCUAAAUCAUUUAUAGAACGAUUUCGAGUAACAUUUGAUCUUCGACAAUGCGAAUUAAAUGAGUCAAAGCCAUUUGAUACACUAGAUAAUGAUAUUCAAAAACUUAUUAAUGAACGUGGUCCGAAAUUGCAAACCAAAGGAGAAAUAACUCCAUUACAUCAACGAGACGAUGAAUUUAAUCAAUUAUCUUGUUCUCGAAAUUAUCGUGGUAUGCAACUGGGUAUCGAUGGUACAAGACGAGCAAUGACCACAAUUGUUGAACUAUCGCCGGAACAGGCAUUAACAUCACCCGAAGAGCUUGAUUUUGGACGAGAAGGAACAGGGACACUAUUGACACCUUUAUCUCAAGGUAUUUGUUUGCUUUUAAACGGGAAAGAUAAAUUUCAACUUAUCGAGUUACUUUCAGGUGCACUAACGAAUACCCGUGAAGCGAUUGUGUCCGUGCCGAAAACUGCGCAACUAACCACAACGGAUUUUCAACCCAAAUAUUUAAAGAACUCAUCAUCAACUAUACAGAUUAGUUCAUCACCGAAAAUCCUCUGCCCAUUAAAGAAAUAUGAAACGGGACCCGUACGAUGUAUGGCAGAUGUUGAUGCUGCAUUAGCAUUUUUGCAAAUACGUUUGGAUAGUUUAGAAAAAGUGAUGGAUGACAAAAUGAAAAUGUUACUUCAUGCUGCUCAAGACAUUGCGUCAACCAAUACCCAUCGAAAAAACAAUGAUUCUCAUUGCCAUCGCCCCAGUGAAAUUCUCAUCGACAAAUUGCUUUUUCCCAAAGACUAA